AGCCGUUGCUCAAGUGAUCGCUCGCGAUCGCUCGCACGAGCAGAAAGGGGAGAGAGAGAGAGAGAGAGAGAGAGAGAGAGAGAGAGAGAGAGAGAGUGAGCGAGAGAGAGAGAGUGAGCGAGCGAGCGAGCGAGCGAGCGAACGAGCACGCGGGUUCGUCGGCCCGCUGAGCUUAGUCGUAGACAUUACCUGUGUCUUGCGAAUUUUCAUCAAAGAGCUUUAUCCCUGCACACCUUGAUUCGCGCGACGAAUCCGCGUCGUCGAGGGCGAAGCUGAAGCAAAUGACCGUAAGGUCGCGGCGAAGCCGUGGCGGGUCGUCAGGUCGGGUGCACCUCGGCGUCACGAACUCGGGCGAACUCGAGAAGUAACAAGUCGAGUUCACGGGCUCGAUCGUGUUGGAGAAUGUCGCGUGUUGCGAAUGUUGAGCGGCCAGUUCUCCUGCUGGAGUCGACACCGCGUUGACGUGCGCAUUGUUAUUGCCAGCCCCGUGCCAUCGUCCACGUGGUGGAGAGAGAAAGAGAGAGAGAGAGAGAGAGAGAGAGAAUUUGAAGAGAUCGCGCCGAACUAACGAUGCAGCACGGGCACGAUGACGAGCGGCGGGAUUAGACUCGACCCGGACUGGAUGAAAAUGGUCGAGUUGCGUGCCGGCGCGAUGACGAGCGCCGGGAUGAGCAGCCUGGCCACGGCCAAGUCCUCGAACCGUCUGUACUACGCGAUCCUCACGAUCCUCGACACAGUGUUCUCGGCGCUGGUGGCCGCGCCGGCGGUGGUCGGCUAUUGGCGCGGCACUUGGGGCCUCAGCGACCUGUACGUCUACCCGGACGAGCCGACCUUCAGCAGCUUCGCGUCGAUCACGGUCGGCUUCGUCGGCCUCUUCACCUUCAGUGUGCUGCAACACGGCCUGGACGACGCGCUGCACCCGGACAAGCACCGGCUGUCCUAUUACCUCGGCUCCCGCCUCUACACCGGCGUGUUCGGCUUCUGCUGCGUAAACGCGUGGCGCGGCGCCUGGAAGGCCCUGGACGUUUACACGGAGCUGACUGUCGGCACCGUCAUCGCCACGACCGCCGUCAGCCUCCUGGCGCUCGGCAUCAUGCGCGCGAUUCGCAACAUCUCCGCGCCGCCGUUCUCGCUCUGUCUCGACUCGUGCCCGGGUUACUUCGAAGUGCAGACUAUGUUUCGCGUCAACAAUACGAGGGACUGGUCAUUGUACUUAUUGGAUUGUGCCUUUAGCGUAGGCGUCGUGGGCACCUUGGUUGUUUUCGUCUGGAGAGGCGUUUGGAUUCUGUUUGACCUUUACCUGUUUCCAGAAAAUGCGAAAUAUUCCGCGGUUGGCUCACUAGCCAUCGGAUACUCGAUAGUCGCCGUGACAUUUUGCCUGCAGCCGCUGAUGCGAUACCUCUGCGCGCGUCUUCAGGGUCUGGUCCGCUUGGUGGUCGCGGACGCUUUUCUCCUGCUGAGCUUCCUGGGCACCGUGAACGUCUGGCGCGGUAUAUGGAACGCGCUGGAUCUAUGGUUGCUACCAGACAAUCCAGAAUUGUCCUGCUGGAUCACUCACAUCGGCUGUUUCGUCUUCCUUGUCCUCCUCAAUUGUAGCAACACUAUCCUAGUUCGCGGCGUCUACAUUGACGCCGAGGAAGAGGAAGGCAAGUGCGUCGUAUUUCCGUGUCACUAUCUUCGAUUGUUCUUUAAGAUCGAACGUGAGAAGAAGGAAGCGAGACGGCAGAAGCUGUUGGUGGCCUCGCAGGACUUCGACGAUCGCGUCGAUGCGAACGGAAAGGAUAGCGAGAACGGUAUCCUCCUGCCGAACAAUGCCACGGCGACGAUUAUACCGAUGAACGCGGACUCCGUGUAGACCGAGAGCGAAACCGAUCUGAUCCGUCGUCGACAUGAUCCAGCCAGGUGGGGGACAGUAGUUCGCCACGCACGAGCUCGGCACGGAGCCGUAUGAUUGAGAUAGACGCAAGUGAAUCAUCGGCGGAAUCCUUGUGGCCCGGUUCCUUUUCUAGAUCGUGCCGUAAUCAGUUUUGCGCCUCGAACGUUGCGCGCGCAACGUUCUCUCGCAAGAAGCGCGCGCUAAUCCUCACGAUCGGCCCGAUCGAAUUCCCGCUGGUCGUCAGGAUACAAAGUGACCGCGAAAGAGAAAUAACAGAUUCGCGACACGCGGCGAUAGGAAGGAUCAGGGCUGGGAAGAAGGUCUAUUUGAAGAUAACCCGUGUGUUGCUGACGAGAAGAAGGAAAGAUAACCGUUGCCACGGUGUUAACGGCAUUGCAAAUGACGCGUAGCUUCCCAGCCCUGAGGAGGGAUCAGACGUGUGGCCGAGGAAGGCGUAUGGCUGUGAAUGAACGUACAAAGUGAACGCAUACGUUUGCGCUGAGGCAAUACCUGCUUCGUACGAUCAUAGGUCGAAUAUCAUAGGUCGCGAGACGGUGUCGCGCGAAAUAGUAGUACAUAUGAUGCACGAGUGAUCGUCGUUGAAGCGACGCGACGUGACGCGACGUAGGAAGGGACUCGAAAGUAUUUUAAGAACUGAUGCUGCCAUUGUGCGUUUUACCUAUCAAGAUCACUCGUGCAGCCACAUCUGAAAACGAAUACGGUUAUUGGAAAAAGGAAGAAAGGAAGAAAGAAAGAGGGAGGGAGGGAGGGGGAGAGAGAGAGAUUAUUUAUAUAUUUAUUUAAACGAAAGUAAAACACGCACGAACACGUGCACGAGAAUUGAUUCAUAGAGAUACUUACCGAAUAAAUCAAAUGUCAAUAUCAAUCGUCUGUAUUGUGUCUGUGUGCGCCGAUUAUCCUUCAUUCAUUCAUUCAUUCACUCACUUUCCUCGCCGUAAAUGUAACAUAGUGAUAUUUUUAUAGCGCCGUGCGCGCUCCACGACGUCGUCUAUGUGGUUCUUACUCGUGUGCAAAAUGUGUAAUAGCUGUAGUGCAAAAGUAAGAAGAUUACGAAUGGAAGGAGACGAUUUGUUGACAGCUUCGUUCUCGCGGAAUCAAUUUUCUAUUCUGCAGCGCGACAAGUAUAACUACAAAGAUCACACUUGUGAGUCUAAGCUCAUUCUAAAGAACGAAGCAUAAAAAGGGAAGGAAGGAGAAGAUUAUCCGUGUAAUGAUCUCAAUCUCUCUCCAUGUCGGCAGAAUCGCUGCGCGAGUAAAUUCUCAGUAGAUAUGUGUCCACACAGAAAAAAUGCUGUUGAAUGAAGAAAGGAAGAAAUGUAGUUUUAUCUUACAACAUUGGCCGCUAGAAAUACAAGCAUUUACUUCGAUAUUUGUGCAACAGCAUUUUUUCUCGGAAUGGUUAUAUAUAAUUAUAUAUUAUCAUACAGAGACAAAAUUCAUGUGAAAUUAAUUUCUCCCGGGUUAUCUGUCGUUCCUGAGUCAAUUUUCAAGUUAUGUUCGAUCGUCUUCGGUUACUCGCGAGAAAAAGAUUCGCCCGACUCUGCUCAGCGGUGCGCUUUUGCACGAGGAUCAUCCACCAUGCGUCCACGGACUCGUUAUCGAGAUUAGCAUCGAACGAGACCUUGGAUGACGAUAGCGAUAAAUUGAACAGGACCGUUACAAGUAGAAUGUAACCUUCUCCCCGUAUCCUGUACACCUCGUAGUCUUUGCUCUUGUGCGGCAAUUACUGUGUCGCUGGAGUACUAAUAACUAAUUAUUCGAGGUAAUGACGGGACAAUAGGCGGCGGGCACGACGAUGGGAAGUGCUUAGUUCGACGAUAAAUGCUUGCUCCCCUGGCCUACAUUUAAUGUUUCCACGGCGAACUCCCUCGCGCACGGCGAGGGACAGGGAGGAGGAUGAGGAGGAGGAGGAAUCGUUUUCCGUAUCGCAGGCGGAAUAGUCAGUCGUCGACGAUUUCUUUGUUCUUCCUAAUUUAUUUGUGUUUCGUUAUUGCCGUAUAUGUUAUUGAUUAUAUUAACUGAUCAUUCCGUGGCGUCGACAUAGAGGUAUUCUCUAUCCAAAAUGCUAGCAGUUCGCCGGCAAAUUGGCAACAGAUUCGACCAAACACCGUAACAGGCCUAUAGAGUUAAUUCAGCCUAUCUGUGUCGAUAUUAAUGCUCCUGUUCCGUCAACAAAGGCUGCUCACACUACUUGACAGUAGAAAUCGAGCAAAAUCUACUCCUCUUGAAUGCAUUGAAAUGGUUGCAGAACAGCAGAUGCUUCUCAGUUUCCGUCAAUUUUCCAUCACGCUCUGUCAACAAAUCAUGUUACAGUUCUGUUGACGAGCUACCGACGAGAAUUUAUAGCAGACAUUGUACAAAAUCUCUUCCCACAUGUUUGGCUAUCUGAUACGCUCAGCCAUUCUCUAUGCCGCUUCAUCACCUUGACGCCAAUACUAAAAAUAUACGCAAAGUUACUCCGGAUCAGAGUUACGACUAAUUAAUUACUUUCUCAAUUAAUUAUUGUGUCUAAUUGACGAUUACUAUGAGCCAAUUCAAUUGGAGACUGUUUAACUGACGAUUGAUUUCGACGAAUUCAAUUCAAGACAAUUAAACUGCUGCUCAUCAAAUUUGCUAAAUUAAAUUGUCAACUGAAGGAUCUUUCAUUCCCUUCGCUCAAAUCAAUCGUUAAUUGAACGGUCUUCAAUUGAAUUCGUUGAAAUCGAUCGUCAAUUGAACAUUCCUCGGCAGAUUUUGCUUGAAUCAAUCGUUAAUUAGCUGAAUGGAAACAUAUUUGUUCAAAUCAAUUAUUAAAUUCAGAAAAAUUUAAUUGAUAUUGUCACAACUCUGGAAGCAGCAAACACGCGAAUAAGCCGGAAAAUGCCUUCAGCUUGCUGCGAUAUAACCGGAGCAAAGUUGUAAAAAUAUCAAAUUUGUUCAAUUUAAUAAUUAAUCUGGACAAACAUAUUUCAAUCCAAUUAAUUGACAAUUAAUUUGAACGAAACCAAUCGAAAGAACCAACGAAAAGAAUGUUUAAUUGACAAUUGAUCUCGAGACGAAUUGAUCAUAUGAGUUGUUACCUAGCAAUCUUCGAUUGAGUCGAUUGAAUUUGCUCAUAUCGAUCGUCAAUUAAACAUCAUUUAAUUAAAUUUGCUAAGUUCAAUUAUUAACUGAACCAUCUUGAAUUCCCUUCGCUCAUAUCAAUCGUCAAUAGAACGGUCCUUAAUUGAAUUCAUCGAAACUGAUCGUCAAUCGAACAGUUUUCGAUAGAAUUUCUCGAAAUCAAUUGUUAAUUAAGCGUUCUUCAAUUGAAUUGGUUCAAAUUAAUUGUCAAUUAAACCCGACAAUUAAUUAAAAAGUAAUUAAUUACUCGCAACCCUGCCAUGUACGAAUAAUAGUUUAACCGGAGGUCCUCGAGAGAGGACUCUCCUCGAUCUGCCAGAGCGUCGACAGGCGCGGUCGCGUUGAUCGGCUCUCGAUCGAUCACGAUCAAAUCAAUGUCAACGUGGUGGGGCGAUCUAUUUGGGGAGGCGCGACGACGCCGUCGUGCAACGAGAAUCAGUCAGCGAGGUGAGCUACGACGAAAGGUGAAGCGUCGUUGCAGAGUGAAAGCGACGAGCACGUCGACGUCGACGGCGGCGCCGAUCGAGUGUUGCACGCCGUGACACCGCGGUCGGAUUCCCCGUCUGACGUGCAGCCUCUUCGUCAUCUGAAAACGCGCUCUCUUCCGAAGCACGGCUGAUUGUCGGGCGUCUCGUCAGGCGAACGCGGAAUUCCUUGGAGCUCGAGCGGGAUGGCGGCGGAUGAUCCCCUCUGCUGGGAACCCCUGGUGUCGGUCGAGUUCGAGGUGUUCGGGAAAGUGCAAGGUCACAGUGGUUAACUUCGGUGGGAAGUCCGGGUAGCGAGAUACAUCACUGCGAAUUUACGAAUUGGGAGAACGUCACAAAGCAGCAGUAUCAAGGCUUCGCGAUCCGCUUCUGAAAGCGUAUAGUUAAAUGUACAUUUACUGUAUUAGCGUAGCUCUAAUGCGCGCAGAAAUUCUCCUUGCUGGCAGAAUGUGUCUUCAAAAUCUCGAUAACGGUAAUACGUGCGGCAAUUACCACGAUUUCGUCUAGAUGUGUCUCUCUCUCUCUCUCUCUCUCUCUCCCUCUCUCCCUCUCUCCCUCCCUCCCUCCCUCCCUCCCUCCCUCCCUCCCCCUUUUCUCUUCUCUCUCUCUGUACAUUUUGUUUUGCUUUAACGCAUCGUCAGUUUUCACAUGUGAUUUGGUUAACACGAGGGCAUAUAAUAUUUAAUAACAUACUUUUAAUAAAUUACAUUUAAGUUAAA
Odontomachus brunneus is the source of this 6203-nucleotide messenger RNA. RefSeq lists its product as uncharacterized. The record is from RefSeq and is a predicted model, not a curated record. Gene Ontology annotation, biological process: neuron-neuron synaptic transmission; clustering of voltage-gated calcium channels; neuromuscular synaptic transmission. The transcript has 5 exons. Lineage: Eukaryota; Metazoa; Arthropoda; Insecta; Hymenoptera; Formicidae. The coding region runs from base 587 to 1855 and encodes 422 amino acids. Gene Ontology annotation, cellular component: presynaptic membrane.